GUGAACCGGAGGGAAGUUUAACAGAAAAGCUUUCAGGAGAUGUCGGUUCUAGAGGGGAAGGCACAUUUGUGUCAACAUAGUGUACGUUUUCUCAUCUUUUCUCAUUGUCCACUAAUGACACAGAGCUGCCAUUGAAGCUCUUUUCUGUUUCUUUUGUUGUUUCAGAGAGUAAGGUUUAUUGUUAUUCUUCAGUUAAGAAGGAGCAAAGAGAGUGGUACAUUUGUCCUCGAUAUUUGUAGGUGGUUGAAGAUUAAUGUUCCUUACAUUUUAAGUUUAGGAAGGAUGGCUUUUUCCUGCUGACUACUUUUAUGAGAUGACAUGAAUUUAGCUUUCCAUUUGGAAGUUACUGUUUAUGUACAGUGCAUUUUGUUCAGUUCUGCUUUUCCAUAAAUAAGGAUAUUGUAGAUGCUUCAUCCAGGAACUUUCACAAAGGACUUUUCUCUACUUUUGAGCUUUAAGAAAAGUCAGAAGAGGCAGAAGUGGAUGUGAGAGAAAGAGAGACACAGAGAGACAGAGAGCCAAAGAGGGCAAGAGACUUGACUUUAAGAGACUCCUGUACUGACAACUCCAUGCAGUUCGGAACCAGAACGACUGCGGCUGAACCAGGGUUCAUGGGGACAUGGCAAAACGCUGAUACUAACCUUUUAUUCAGAAUGUCCCAACAGGUUCCAGUGGCAUGUGCUGGCAGAGUGCUGGGUGCAGACUUCUGCCCAAACCUGGAGGAGCCAGACCAGAGGCUGGAAGUCCAGGCCAUCCGUUGCACACUGGUAAACUGCACGUGCGAAUGUUUUCAGCCGGGGAAGAUUAACCUGAGGACUUGUGAUCAGUGUAAACAUGGCUGGGUGGCACACGCCUUGGAUAAGCUCAGCACCCAGCACCUGUACCACCCCACGCAAGUGGAGAUCGUGCAGUCCAACGUGGUGUUUGACAUCAGCAGCCUGAUGCUCUAUGGGACACAAGCGGUGCCCGUGCGGCUAAAGAUUCUGCUGGACCGGCUCUUCAGUGUCCUGAAGCAGGAGGAGGUGCUACACAUCCUGCACGGCCUGGGCUGGACGCUGCGGGACUACGUUCGGGGGUACAUCCUUCAGGAUGCUGCCGGCAAGGUGCUGGACCGCUGGGCCAUCAUGUCUCGAGAAGAGGAAAUCAUCACCCUUCAGCAGUUUCUGCGGUUUGGAGAAACCAAAUCCAUUGUAGAGCUGAUGGCAAUUCAGGAGAAAGAAGGGCAGGCUGUGGCUGUACCGUCUUCAAAGACAGACUCAGACAUAAGGACUUUCAUUGAGAGCAAUAAUCGCACCAGGAGUCCCAGCCUCCUUGCUCACCUAGAGAAUAGCAACCCUUCCAGCAUUCAUCACUUCGAAAACAUCCCCAACAGCCUUGCAUUUCUGCUUCCAUUCCAGUACAUAAACCCAGUCUCAGCCCCACUGCUAGGAUUGCCUCCAAAUGGGCUACUGUUAGAGCAACCAGGACUGAGGCUGCGGGAACCAAGCCUUUCAACCCAGAAUGAAUAUAAUGAGAGCAGCGAAUCUGAAGUAUCUCCCACACCUUAUAAGAAUGAUCAGACCCCCAAUAGAAACGCCUUGACCAGCAUUACUAAUGUGGAGCCCAAAACCGAGCCACCCUGCGUGUCCCCCAUUCAGAAUUCUGGCCCGGUCAGUGAUCUGACCAAAACUGAACACCCGAAAAGCUCUUUCCGAAUUCACCGGAUGAGAAGGAUGGGGUCAGCGUCUAGGAAAGGAAGAGUGUUCUGCAAUGCAUGUGGGAAGACAUUCUAUGAUAAAGGUACUCUCAAAAUUCAUUAUAAUGCUGUUCACCUGAAGAUUAAACAUCGAUGCACCAUUGAAGGUUGCAACAUGGUCUUUAGCUCCCUCCGAAGCCGCAAUCGCCACAGUGCAAACCCUAACCCUCGCCUUCACAUGCCUAUGCUAAGGAAUAACCGAGACAAAGAUUUAAUUCGGGCCACAUCAGGGGCUGCCACCCCCGUCAUAGCAAGUACAAAAUCAAAUCUCACACUCACCAGCCCUGGCCGGCCCCCAAUGGGUUUUACCACUCCCCCGCUAGACCCUGUCUUACAGAAUCCUCUCCCUAGCCAGCUGGUGUUUUCUGGGCUAAAGACUGUCCAGCCAGUUCCUCCAUUUUAUAGAAGUUUACUCACUCCAGGAGAAAUGGUGAGCCCUCCCACCUCCCUCCCGACCAGUCCCCUCAUUCCAACCAGUGGUACCAUAGAGCAGCACCCCGCACCACCAUCUGAGCCAGCAGCGCCAGUAGUGAUGAUGGCCACUCAUGAGCCCAGUGCCGACCUGGCCCCUAAGAAGAAGCCCAGGAAGUCCAGCAUGCCUGUGAAGAUCGAGAAGGAAAUCAUUGAUACCGCCGAUGAGUUUGACGAUGAAGAUGAUGACCCCAAUGACGCUGGAGCUGUGGUCAAUGACGUGAGCCACGACAAUCAUUGCCACUCCCAAGAGGAGAUGAGUCCAGGCAUGUCUGUGAAGGACUUUUCUAAGCACAGCAGGUCCCGGUGCAUUUCAAGGACUGAAAUAAGAAGGGCCGACAGCAUGACUUCCGAGGAUCAAGAACCUGAGCGGGACUAUGAGAACGAGUCAGAGUCUUCAGAGCCCAAACUAGGUGAGGAAUCCAUGGAAGGGGAUGAGCACAUUCACAGCGAAGUGAGCGAAAAGGUCCUGAUGAACAGCGAGAGGCCUGAUGAGAACCACAGUGAGCCCUCUCACCAAGACAUCAUCAAGGUGAAGGAAGAAUUUACAGAUCCCACUUACGACAUGUUUUACAUGAGCCAGUAUGGACUGUACAAUGGCGGGGGAGCCAGCAUGGCGGCCCUGCACGAAAGUUUUGCAUCGUCUCUGAAUUAUGGCAGCCCUCAGAAGUUCUCCCCAGAAGGUGACCUGUGUUCUAGCCCAGACCCCAAAAUCUGUUAUGUGUGCAAGAAGAGUUUCAAAAGCUCCUACAGUGUGAAGCUUCACUACAGGAACGUUCACUUAAAAGAGAUGCACGUCUGCACAGUGGCUGGCUGCAACGCUGCCUUCCCCUCCCGCCGGAGCAGAGACAGAAACAGAAAUUUACGGAUGGAAAGAACCAUAGGUCCAGGACAUCGAGACAGCCUGCAUCUCCGUAGACACAGUGCCAACAUAAAUCUGCAUCGUAAACUGUUGACCAAAGAACUCGAUGACAUGGGCCUGGACUCAUCGCAGCCCUCCCUUAGCAAGGACCUCCGGGAUGAAUUUUUGAUGAAGAUCUAUGGCGCCCAGCACCCCCUGGGCCUCGACGUCAGGGAAGAUGCCUCUUCCCCUGCGGGGACUGAAGACUCGCACCUGAACGGCUACGGGAGAGGCAUGGCGGAGGACUACAUGGUCCUCGAUCUGAGCACCACCUCCAGCCUCCAGUCCAGCAGCAGCAUCCACUCCUCCAGAGAAUCCGACGCUGGCAGUGACGAGGGGAUUCUUCUCGACGACAUCGACGGGGCGAGUGACAGCGGGGAGUCAGCACACAAGGCCGAGGCCCCUGCCCUCCCUGGCAGCCUCGGGGCUGAAGUUUCGGGAUCUCUGAUGUUCAACAGCUUGUCCGGGAGCAAUGGUGGGAUUAUGUGCAACAUUUGCCACAAAAUGUACAGCAACAAGGGGACCCUGAGGGUGCACUACAAAACUGUGCAUUUGCGGGAAAUGCACAAGUGCAAAGUCCCCGGUUGCAAUAUGAUGUUUUCCUCUGUGCGAAGCCGAAACCGGCACAGUCAGAACCCUAAUCUCCACAAAAACAUUCCCUUCACUUCAGUAGAUUAGUCUCAGAACGGAUACUACAAAUGCCAGCUCUCACCAGAUGGCCUACAUAUUUGAACUGCCAUAGUCAGUGUGUGCUUGUGUACUGGGUGUGUGGGUGUGUGUGUACACACAUGUAUGCCUCUACGCACACACACACAUUUUCUUUUCUUUAGAUAUAAAAAGAUAAACACUAAGUGCUUUUGAAUUUUUUUUCCUUUAUAGUUUUUGAAAAGGGGUGGGAACUUUCAUUUGGGGAUAAAAACUAACUACCCUUUAAAGAAAGACACACACACACACACACAUACACACACAUAUAAAGCGUGCAAGUAGCCCAAAUUUUGAGAGAAUAAUAAUUCUUGGUCCUCUCCAAAGAGACAGUUUGUUGUACCCAUGACUGUUGCCUGCAAAAAAAAAAUAUAUAAGGGGGGGAGAGAAAAAAGAAACAAAAAAGGAACUUCUUAAUAGUUGUCUUUUGUGAACUUGAAGGUUUUGAGAGAAUCUUCAACUACAGCAUGGCAGAUUCACCUGUAAAUAUUUAGCCUUGAGAGGCCAAUGAUGUAAAACAAUUGUAUUGAUGUUGUUUAACUCUUUUGUUUAAUUUUUACAGUUACAUCCAGCUGUUAGAUAUGCAGGAAAAAAAUAUAGUUUGCUGGCUAGCUCUAUUCAUUUAUGUUAGCAUUAAUGCACAUUUUUAAAAAAACAAAAACAAAACAAAAAACAUGGUCUUGUUUUUACUACCUGCUAGAUAUAGUGAUAAAGGUGCUGGCAUGCUUUACAGCACAGAUCUGAUUUUUUUAAAUGUCCUGUACUAGUACAUAAAUCCAGUCAUGCACUUUUUUUCAUACACUACAAGGGGAUGUGUAAUAUCCAUGCUUCUUUUUUAUCCUUAAACUAUUGCCAUACUUCAAAUAAGUGUCUUUUUUUUUUAACAAAAAAAAAAAUUCACUUGUAUAAAGUGGUCUGGUCAGUAUAGGGCACAAAUGCCAAACAAAAGUAUUAGUGUUAACACAAAACUGCCAACUUUGCACAAGUUUCCAGAAAAGAAAAUACAAUUAGUCACUCAACAUAACCACAGGCCAAUUUGUCGGCCACCAGAAAACCGCUUUAAAAAAAAACACUUGGUGAUUCUUUCAAGUGCCGAAUGUUAUUAGAAUCAACAUUGCAUCCUUCUUGCUUAUAUGUUAAGUUACAUAAAAGGAAAACAAAAUUAUGUGGAGUGAAACAGCCAAGGCAUUUAUUCUUUAGAGGCAGGAUAAUAUUUCAGGAUACAAAAGCCCAAAUUAUCCACUAUGGAACAAAGCUGCAUACAGUAAGAGUUGAACACGCACUUCCAAGGACCUAACCCUAUCCUUUACACAGAAAGAGAACGUCUGAACCAGGCUGGCCUGUUGUACGGCUGCCUAAUUUGUUGCAAGUUCUUCAGUAGUACUAUGAUUCAGGCCCGUUUGAUAGACAAAAUCAAAAGACGUUUAACAGCAGCCGUACUUGGGAGCUUUGAAAACAUGUGCUGAACUUGAAUAGAGUAACACUCCCUUCUCAAAAGCCAGAAGAACGGGGGUUUAAAACAGGAUCUCUCACUGUUUUGUUUCCCUACGCGAUUUGUCAGAGAGAAAUGAAAGCAAGCCUAAAACCAAGCAAUUGAGAGUGAGAAAAAGGGGGGGAGAUGAUUCUCCAAACCUUUUUGUUUUGUUUUGUUUUGUUUCUGAUGUUUACACAUGUUGCCUGAGCUGGUUAACCGCAUCGGCAGCCUCAGCUACCACAACAUACUGACUAAAUGAUGAUAUUUACUCAAGAUCAGUCUGUAGCCAAAACCAUUAGGGUGUGCAUUGCAGACUGUGUUUUGUUGUCUUUUUUUUUUUUUUUAAGUGAAGGGGGGAAAAAAGAUAAACAAGGAAUAGUUUGUCAAGCAGUACAAAAUAAUUUCAAGAGAAUGUAUUUCUUUUGUGCAUUUAAUGGCCUCAAACAUUUCUCAUCAGUCUAAAGGUUAGGAAUACCCCCUUUGUUUAAACUUUUCAUUUCAUUUCCAUUUUUCAUGUUUUGUAAUUAUUUUUUCUAUGUUCACAUCAGCAUUCACUUCCGUUAGUUAAAUUUGCCAAAGGAAACUGUUAAUAUGUUUCUGUUGUUAUAUUUCCUAUAGGAUUUAUUGUACCUCACAGUAUUUAUUGUUUCCAAAAAUAAGCAUCAUUAGUUGUGGAAUCAGUAUUUUUAUUUGUGAAAAGUUCUGAAACAAUAGAUUCUUAAAGAUAAGCUAGAUGCGUCUGGGAGCUUUAUCUUUCCAUCUCCUUCAGAGGAUGCUAUGGGGCUCAUUUAAUUCUUCAUUUGUUCUACAACGAGGAAAGACCAAAAAUACUUGCAGUACAAAAGAAACCUUAUUAAACACUAUGUCUCUUAAAUGACAAAUGUUUACGGUAGAAAGCUGAGGAAUUAGGAAUAACUAUUUUUGUUUUCUUGUACCUUCGAAUUCCCCAAAGUCUUAAUUGCUUUAUUUUGGUGUUGUGUUAAAUUGAAUAGACGGAGAUGUUUUCUUUUGUUUUAUACCAUAUAAGACUCUGUACAGUAUGUUUGUGAAAGAUUGAACUAGAAUAAUGAAAGUUUGUUUGCAAACA
Messenger RNA from Miniopterus natalensis, 6370 nucleotides. RefSeq names its product basonuclin zinc finger protein 2 (gene BNC2). Gene Ontology annotation, cellular component: nucleus. The record is from RefSeq and is a predicted model, not a curated record. Lineage: Eukaryota; Metazoa; Chordata; Mammalia; Chiroptera; Miniopteridae. Gene Ontology annotation, biological process: regulation of DNA-templated transcription.